AUGAACUCGAACUCGAUUUCAAAUUCGCCAUUGUAAGUCGUUUGAAAAUAAUCUAUUUAAAUGAAGUAAAAUCUUUUUCAGAGGGCUCACUGUCAAAUUCAAAAACGAAAUCGUCGUCAACCACCGCCGGUCGUACAUUCGAAUUCUGGAAAACGUCGUCGAGAAGACGGCACAGGCGGGCGCGCUCAUCCAAGAAAAUCAGAAAGCUCCAGAAGUGAACGGACAGGAAAUGAUGGAGAAAAUCAUUGGAAUGGCCCACGACGCGCAUUUCACAAUUGUCAACAGAACGAAUGAUUUGGUCAACAAGAGCACACAUAAUAGAGAAUCCGAGCUCUCCAGUGCAGCCGCCAACUGAACAACCAGAAGUCGUUCGGUCGUACCCGGUUCGAACGACCGAUCCCAAUCAUUUUCCGUUGCUGAUGGCUUCCCUCAGCUCCUCGGAGCACUGUCUCCCGUCUUCCGACGACGAAGAGUACUGCCCGACCCGACGAGUCGAAUGAGCCGAAUCGACGUCAAUCCGUGCCAAACGUUCACUCUUCUGGCUUCGAAUCUCUCACAAGAUCCCGCACAAAUUCUGAAUACAGUUGUACGAAUCUUGUCCGCUAGUUCAUAUCGAUUUCUGGUCAAAUUUCAAAACCGCCGUUCUUCUUUUUCUUUUCCACGGAAUUCGCUGUAAUCCGAACUAGAUCAAGACCGAUCCGCAGCUCAAAGUACGCACAAAACUUGCUCUAUCGUAAUUAUAUGCGCCCUUUUCACAGGAUUUGGUCCUACAUUCAAAAGUGGCCAAAAUCGGAUUCAUGGUGUCAGCGGCGAAACGUCUUCGACGCGUCUAUCCGGCAUUCACUUUCAACAGAUUCAGAGAGACGCUGACAAUGUUCAGGGACGGCGUGAAGCACAGAAAGAUCAGUUUGGACGACCUCGCCUGA
Messenger RNA from Caenorhabditis sp. 36 PRJEB53466, 926 nucleotides. The record is from the annotation of a GenBank genome assembly. NCBI's taxonomy places the organism in Eukaryota, Metazoa, Nematoda, Chromadorea, Rhabditida, Rhabditidae.